Sitophilus oryzae (rice weevil) is the source of this 1350-nucleotide messenger RNA. RefSeq lists its product as uncharacterized. Bases 1 to 1350 code for a protein of 449 amino acids. NCBI's taxonomy places the organism in Eukaryota, Metazoa, Arthropoda, Insecta, Coleoptera, Curculionidae. The transcript has 2 exons. The record is from RefSeq and is a predicted model, not a curated record.
AUGAAUCAUUAUUGUUGUGUUCCCCAGUGUUCAUCCUGGGUAAAGAAAAACCCUGAAUUAAGCUUUCAUACGUUUCCAAAAGCAGGAAAAGAACGUGUUGUUGUAGAAACAAAGUUAGGAAAUAAGGAGCUUGUGGAUAGAAGACAGAUGUGGAUUCGAUUGUUGAAAAUUGGAAAAAACCCAUCUAUUCACAUGAGAGUAUGUUCUUUACAUUUUGAUGAAAGUGAUUUUCUUCAAAAAGAAAGAGUUAAACGUAGAACAUUGAAGCCUAAGACUGUUCCUUCAAAAAAUUUACCAAAAAUUUCACAUGAUGCUGCUGCUGGACCAUCUUCCAGAAUUCGUAGAACCAGGCAAAUGGAAGCACAUAUGCUUAAUGAGGCCAGUGCAACCAAUAAUGAGGCAACUAAUGUGUUUCCUUUAUGUGACGAUGAUGAUAAUGUUGAAGAUCCACAAGAAAGAAAAGCUGCAGAGGAUGUAUUAGCUCAGGUUGAUUCUCAAAACACAGUAGAAGUUGUACCUCCAGGACCUAGCAGCAGAGAUAGUGCAGUUCAAGUGAAUACACCAAAAGUUUUAACUCUUUAUGAACUCAUAACUAGUGAUGAAAAGUUGAGAAACUUUACUGGCAUAAAUAACUUUGCAAUUUUUGAUUCUAUACUUGAGAUAUUUGAAAAAUAUCAUAAGGACAAGCGUGUGCGUAGAUUAAGUAUUAGACAAAGGAUCAUGUUGCUAUUGACUAAAUUUAAAACCAGUUUGACAUACGUAACAUUGGGCUCACUAUUUGGAAUUACUCCAGAUUUGGCCAAAACCUAUAUCUAUGAAAUGAUGCCAGUCCUUUCAAAAAUUUUAAAACCAUUAAUUGUUUUUCCUUCAACAACUCAAAUUACUAAGAACAUGCCAAUUUGUUUCAAGGAAUUUCAGGAUGUUAGGGUGAUAUUAGAUUGUACAGAAAUUUUUGUGCAGUCGCCAAAGUGUUUAUGCUGCAGAAUCAGGUUUUAUUCACAAUAUAAAUCUAACAUAACUGUCAAAUUUAUGACAGGAGUUUCACCUGGUGGGCUUAUAACAUAUAUCAGUAAACCAUAUGGGGGAAGAGCUUCUGAUAAGGUAAUAUUUGAAGAAAGCAAUUUAAUAUCAUUAUUGAAUCCUAACAGAGAUGCAAUUAUGGUUGAUAAAGGGUUUGUUAUAGAUGACAUUUGUAAUUUAUACAAAGUAAAACUAAUUAGGCCACCUUUCUUGCGACAUAAAUCACAACUUUCUUCAGAAGAAUCAAUUUUGAAUGCCAAAAUAGCAUCUGCUAGGGUUCACAUCGAACUUGGUUCACAUCGAAUGAAAGUUAAUGAAAGUCCAAUUUAA